This is a messenger RNA of Peromyscus maniculatus bairdii (prairie deer mouse), 1258 nucleotides long. RefSeq names its product zinc finger matrin-type 5 (gene Zmat5). The record is from RefSeq and is a predicted model, not a curated record. Gene Ontology annotation, molecular function: zinc ion binding. Gene Ontology annotation, cellular component: U12-type spliceosomal complex. NCBI's taxonomy places the organism in Eukaryota, Metazoa, Chordata, Mammalia, Rodentia, Cricetidae.
CUGGGCCGAGUUCUAUACUACUUCUCUACCCAGAAUAACGAGCUCUUCGUUCAAAAUCCGUGCUGUCAGCAUUUUCUGGCAUAGGGAGUGGCUAGAGAGGCCAGGGGGACCCGGGCUUCCGUGCCUUCAUCUCGCCCCUCUGCCUCUGUGCCUCUGCCUUCUGUGAACCUGCUCCAGGUGUAGGCUUGGAGGUAGCAAAAGUCGGGUCCUAGGGGUCUAACCCUUAGUCACGCCUCAGGAGAAAAAGGUGGCUUUGCCUUUUCUUCCUGUCCUCCAGCUCGCAGGCUUUGAAUCCAAGAACCCUGGCCUCGAAGGCAGGCGACCUGGUUGGAAAAGGCACCCUACAAAUGCUUUUCUGAGGAUCCCCACUCGGUCUUGAGCUGGCCCCCAGCAGAUGAAAGGUCCCAGCUCUGGUGGAGUGCUCGGGCUAUUGUCUGGGUAAUGAAGAGGGCCAGCGCUUCUGGAAACUAGGACUCGAGAAGAAAAAACUGAAUGCUUGGACAGGGGCCCUCGCAUUUGGUGGAGGUGGCCAUGGGGAAGCGAUACUUCUGUGAUUACUGUGACCGCUCCUUCCAGGACAACCUGCACAACCGAAAGAAGCACCUCAAUGGGCUGCAGCACCUCAAGGCCAAGAAGGUGUGGUACGACAUGUUCCGAGAUGCAGCUGCCAUCCUGCUAGAUGAACAGAACAAGAGACCCUGCAGGAAAUUCCUGCUGACAGGCCAGUGCGACUUUGGCUCCAACUGCAGAUUUUCCCACAUGUCAGAACGAGAUCUGCAGGAACUGAGCAUCCAGGUGGAGGAGGAGAGGCGGGCCAGAGAAUGGCCACUGGAGACUGCUGAGCUUCCUGAGGGCCACCUGGAGGACUGGCUGGAGAAGAGAGCUAAGAGGCUGAGCUCAGCCCCAAGUAGCAGGACCGAACCCAUCAGAACCACUGUCUUCCAGUACCCCGUGGGCUGGCCGCCAGUGCAGGAGCUGCCCCCCUCCCUGCGGGCACCCCCUCCUGGAGGAUGGUCCCUACAGUCCAGAGUCCAGUGGGGCUGAACUCUUCCCCUGAUUUCUCCGCUUGACUUCUCCGGGUCACCAGUCAUAGUAAAGACAGUUGCUCGACCUAGGAAGUGGAGCUGCCUGCCCACUGUCCCCUGGAGCCUCUGGGCCUAUGAGCUUGGCCUCUCCACCCACCCACCAUCCCUCAGGGCAUAUCUUGAGAAGAUGGGUGAGAAACAUCCAAAUGUUUAUAAAGAAAGUCUAUCCUCGG